This is a messenger RNA of Actinia tenebrosa (Australian red waratah sea anemone), 882 nucleotides long. Its product is annotated as methyltransferase-like protein 27. The record is from RefSeq and is a predicted model, not a curated record. Gene Ontology annotation, molecular function: S-adenosylmethionine-dependent methyltransferase activity. NCBI's taxonomy places the organism in Eukaryota, Metazoa, Cnidaria, Anthozoa, Actiniaria, Actiniidae.
GGGACAGUGCUUGGUAAAAGACUGUCUUACCAGUCGAAAGACGAAGGUCUCUGCCAAUCACUGCCAUCAAGAUAAAAAGAAAGCUAUAAAAAUGCAACAAAUUCAUGAUGAGGCUGACCACGGAUCGUAUAAUGGCUCCCUUGAUCUUUCAAAGCUUGCUUUAAGCUCAAAUUCCGAAAAAGACGUAAAGGAGCUUUACAACAGAUGGGCCAAAGAUUACGACAAGGAUGCAAAUUUUUAUGGAUAUGUGUCUCAUAAAACGUGUGCAGAUAUUUUUAAUGUCGAAAUGACAAACGCUUUUGGCAAUGACAAGCAAAAGAUGAGGAUCUUAGAUGUUGGGGCGGGGACUGGUAUCAUAGGGCAGCACCUGAAGGAACUUGGAUACACGGGCAUCGAUGGACUGGACAUAUCUCAAAAAAUGCUGAACAUUGCACGCGAUAAGGGGAUUUACAAGAAUCUGAUUUGUGCAGCACUCAGUGAGAAGAAGAUAGAUCAGAUCCAAACAGGUUAUUAUGAUGCACUUAUUUCUUCUGGAACUAUAACGGUUGGACAUGUAUUACCACCAGCUCUGGAUGAGAUUGUGCGACUCGUUAAACCAGGUGGUGUUAUAUGUUUCUCGAUACGCGUCGAUGUUCAUGACAGCCCGAACUACGGGUACAAAGAAAAGAUGGACGAACUCUUAAAGGCAAGGAAAUGGACCUUGGUGAAGAAACAACCCGCUGUAUACCAUACAAAUGUAGGAGAAAGAGUAGAAUAUGAGAAUUGUUACAUUUUUGCAUACAGGAUCUUAUAAAAUAUCUGUUAUGAAUCUUGCGUUCUGAUUGAUGGUUUUGAGGGCAUAAAGCACACGCGCGCACUUUCUAUUUUGUCAUUCGUAUGGAA